UUCUCUCCGUAAAAGAAGUUGAAGUCGAAGAAGUGAAAGAAGAAGAGGAAAAAGAAUUCCAAGGAAACAGUUCAAAGAGUGGAAGAAAGAAAAGUGUAAUACGCAAAAACGAACUUACCAUAAACAUUUUUUUACAUGUUUUUAAGCGAAGUUACUUAUCCCUUCAUAAACCGGUUGUUAAAUGAACAGUAAAACAAUAAAAACAAACAAAAUCAAAGCAACGUUGCACAUUUUCUUGAUUCAGUGCAUAUAAAACUGCAUGCAGAUAAACAGCGUAUAAAAACAGCAAAAAAAAGCAGUCAAACAGAAGAAGAAACAGAAGAUAAAACAAAAAAUGGCCUUUUCCAUUGUUAGCCGCAACAUUUUGCGCACUUCGAGGGAAAUUCUGGAACGAAAUAUGGCCGCAACGGUCGGUGCACUCCAGCAGCAACUGACCGCCGCCUCCCUGCCGCCCUCACCCACACACAGCGAUUGCCAUCGCCUUCUACUCGUAACUGGUGGAAAUGGAGCCCACCCGCUGCUGUGGCAUCAAAUGCCAACAGCCGUGGUCCAGGCCGUGCGCAAAUAUUCAAAGAAAUCCGCCGGAGCGGCUCGUCUACGCCGCGAGGAGGAGAGCGACAGCGAUGCAGACUCGGAUGAUGAGUUUGAGCAGCGCCGCCAGAAGACAAGCUCCAAGAGAAGCGAGCGGGGUGAUUCGGCCUUCUGGCGCCGCAAAAUGCGCACUCUACAUCGCAUCAUGGACGUGAACCAUGACGGCGUCAUCUCGUUCGAUGAUUUCAGUUUGCUGGCCAAACGAUUCAACGAUCUGGGACACCUGACGCCCGAGGUGGCUGCCGAAUUCAACGACGUGAUCAAGCAGACCUGGGAGGAGCAGUUCGGGGAGAUAACCCCAUACAAUCUGGUGACUGCUGAACAGUUUCUGGCCGAUUUGCAUCAUCGUCUCAACGACAAGAAGAUGGCCAAGCGCAUUGGACGCUUUCUGCCCUACUUGUUUAAGGCUGUGGACUUUGAUCACACUGGCCAUCUGGAUCUCGAACAAUACAAGCUCUUCUUCCGCUGUCUGGGACUGACCGAAGACGAUGCUGCCGUUUCCUUUGCUGUGAUAGACAAGAACGGCGAUGGCCAAUUGUCGCUCAAGGAGUUUGUGCACUUGGGCCGUCAGUUCUUCCUAACCGAGGACGAUACAAAGAUAUCGAAGAUGUUCUGGGGACCGCUGGUUGCUGAUCAUUGA
This is a messenger RNA of Drosophila persimilis, 1231 nucleotides long. It is a transcript of the gene CBP, whose product is annotated as sarcoplasmic calcium-binding protein. Gene Ontology annotation, molecular function: calcium ion binding. The transcript is spliced from 4 exons. The record is from RefSeq and is a predicted model, not a curated record. Bases 335 to 1231 code for a protein of 298 amino acids. NCBI's taxonomy places the organism in Eukaryota, Metazoa, Arthropoda, Insecta, Diptera, Drosophilidae.